Molecule: messenger RNA, 6245 nt
Organism: Struthio camelus australis
Lineage: Eukaryota; Metazoa; Chordata; Aves; Struthioniformes; Struthionidae
Source: RefSeq, a predicted model, not a curated record
UCUUCCCGACCAGUCCUUAAGAAGAAGAUUUCCGUGUGUACUAACGUGCACUACGUAGCACACUAAAGUUUUGUGUGGAUUGGAGGAAGAGUGAUAUGCUGGCUGAAGCAGAAAAGCUUGGAGACAUGAUCCCUAAUGCCCAUAUCUUUAGGGAUCAUGAAGGAGGUUUAAUCCAGAAGUGGAAAACAGAGAGGAACAUACUGUAUCCAUGUUAGGAGAAAGAUAGUUACUACAGCUGAAGAAGAUUAACGCUGGCAUUGCAAAAAGAUGAGUAUGUUAAAACCAAGUGGACUUAAGGCUCCUUCAAAGAUCACCAAGCCUGGGAGUGCAUUACUGAAAACACCUGCAUCUGUUGCAGCUGCUCCUGCAGAAAAAGCAGCUUCCAGUGAAAAAUCCUCAAGCGCAACCACUGCAGAUGCACAUGAGGAGUUUGUGGAUGAUUUCAGAGUUGGGGAGCGCGUUUGGGUCAAUGGAAAUAAACCUGGCUUUAUUCAAUUUCUUGGUGAAACUCAGUUUGCUCCAGGACAAUGGGCAGGGAUUGUUCUAGAUGAACCAAUCGGUAAGAAUGAUGGCUCUGUGGCUGGAGUUCGGUAUUUCCAGUGUGAACCGUUGAGGGGAAUAUUUACAAGGCCAUCAAAGUUGACAAGAAAAGUGCUGGCGGAAGAUGAAGCCAAUGGUACACAGACAGUUCAUGCUUCUAGAGCUACGUCCCCAACUUCCACAUCAGCUGCUAGUGUGGUGUCUUCGUCCCCUGCUGCACUUCCCCCUUCAGGAAUUCCACAAAAAACUUCACCGCUUGCUGCUAAGGAGCACUCAACUCCUCAAAUUAGCAAUCUUUCAAAAACUGCAAGUGAAUCUAUAUCAAAUCUCUCUGAAGCAGGAUCUGUGAAGAAAGGAGAAAGGGAGCUCAAAAUUGGAGAUAGAGUUCUGGUUGGUGGAACAAAAGCUGGGGUUGUUCGUUUCCUUGGAGAAACUGACUUUGCUAAAGGAGAGUGGUGUGGAGUGGAGCUGGAUGAACCUCUAGGAAAGAAUGAUGGAGCUGUUGCUGGAACAAGAUAUUUUCAGUGUCAGCCAAAAUAUGGUUUGUUUGCUCCAGUCCACAAAGUUACGAAGAUUGGAUUCCCCUCAACCACACCAGCUAAAGCAAAGACAACUGUGCGAAAAGUGAUUGCAACUCCCUCAGCCCUGAAACGUAGUCCAAGCGCAUCUUCCCUGAGCUCUCUCAGUUCUGUGGCAUCUUCAGUAAGCAGCAAGCCAAGCCGUACAGGACUAUUGACAGAAACAUCUUCCCGGUAUGCCAGAAAAAUCUCUGGUACCACAGCCCUACAGGAAGCGUUGAAGGAGAAGCAGCAGCAUAUUGAACAGCUCCUGGCAGAAAGGGACUUGGAGAGGGCAGAAGUUGCUAAAGCAACCAGUCACGUAGGGGAAAUAGAGCAGGAAUUAGCACUUGUUCGAGAUGGACAUGAUCGGCAUGUACUGGAGAUGGAAGCAAAAAUGGAUCAGCUUCGAGCUAUGGUGGAGGCUGCUGAUAGGGAGAAAGUGGAGCUCCUCAAUCAGCUUGAGGAAGAGAAAAGGAAAGUUGAAGACCUUCAGUUCCGUGUAGAAGAAGAAUCCAUUACCAAAGGAGACCUAGAGCGAAAGAGGCAGAUUUCGGAAGAUCCAGAAAAUACGCAGACCAAACUGGAGCAUGCCCGCAUUAAGGAGCUUGAACAGAGCCUGCUCUUUGAAAAGACCAAAGCUGACAAACUCCAGAGGGAGUUAGAAGACACUAGGGUGGCCACAGUAUCAGAAAAGUCUCGCAUCAUGGAACUAGAAAGAGAUCUAGCAUUGCGUGUGAAAGAAGUAGCUGAGCUUCGAGGGAGGUUAGAGUCUAGUAAGCCCAUUGAUGAUGUGGACACUUCUCUGUCAUUGUUACAAGAAAUAAGUUCCUUACAAGAAAAAAUGGCAGCAGUUAGUAAGGAACAUCAGAAUGAGAUGAAUUCACUGAAAGAGAAGUUUGGAAUUAGUGAAGAAGCUCUGCAGAAGGAGAUCAAAUCACUUUCAGCUUCAAAUGAGAGAAUGGCAAAAGAAAAUGAGUCCUUGAAAUCCAAGCUUGAUCAUGCCAACAAGGAAAAUUCAGAUGUAAUAGAGCUAUGGAAAUCAAAACUGGAGUCUGCAAUUGCCUCCCAUCAACAAGCAAUGGAAGAACUAAAAGUUUCUUUCAGCAAAGGUGUGGGGGCUCAGACAGCAGAGUUUGCAGAGUUGAAGACUCAGAUGGAGAAAAUUAAGUUAGACUAUGAAAGUGAAAUGUCCAAUUUAAAACUGAAGCAGGAAAAUGAAAAAUCUCAUUAUUUAAAAGAGAUUGAAGCACUGAAAGCAAAGCUGUUGGCAGUUACAGAGGAGAAAGAGCAAAACCUGGAAAGCCUGAAGACCAAACUGGAAAGUGUGGAAGAUCAACAUCUAGUAGAAAUGGAAGACGCUUUAAACAAAUUACAGGAAGCUGAAAUAAAGGUAAAGGAGCUAGAGGUACUGCAAGCCAAGUGCAAUGAACAAACCAAGGUUAUUGAUAGUCUUACACCACAGAUCAAAGCUGCUGAAGAAAAGCUUUUGGACCUUGCUGCACUUGAAAAAGCCAGUUCUGAAGGUAAAUUGGAAAUCCAGAAACUUAGCAAGCAGCUUGAGGCAGCUGAGAAACAGAUAAAGAAUUUAGAGACUGAAAAGGUUGAUGGAAGUGGCAAGGCUAGUAGUCUGGCCAAAGAACUGCAGGGCAAAGAGCAAAAGCUUCUUGACCUUGAGAAAAACUUGAGUGCAGUUAAUCAAGUUAAAGAUUCUUUGGAAAAGGAGCUUCACGUCUUGAAAGAGAAGUUUGCUGAGGCAGCUGAUGAAGCAGAAAAUGUUCAAAAAACUAUGCAAGAAACAAUAAAAAAGCUAAGCCAAAAAGAAGAGCAGUUUGCAUUCAUGUCUUCAGAACUGGAACAGCUGAAGUCUAAUUUGACAGUUAUGGAGAAGAAAUUGAAGGAGAGAGAAGAAAGAGAACAGCAACUGAUUGAAGCUAAAGUCAAACUUGAAAAUGAUAUUGCAGAGAUCAUGAAGUCUUCAGGAGACAGCUCUGCUCAACUUACAAAAAUGAACGAUGAGCUACGGUUAAAAGAAAGGCAGUUGGAGCAAAUGCAACUUGAGCUUGCAAAAGCAAAUGAAAAGGCUGUUGAGCUCAAGGAAAACAUGGAGCAGACAACGCAGAGAGCUGAGCAGAGUCAGCAAGAAACUCUUAAGAUUCAUCAAGCAGAACUGAAGAAAAUGCAGGAUCAACUAAUAGACCUGAAAAAGCAAAUUGAGACUAGCCAAAAUCAGUAUAAGGAUCUUCAGGCAAAGUAUGAAAAAGAAACUUCUGAGAUGAUCGCUAAACAUGAGACAGAUAUCAAAGGACUUGAGCAGAACUUGCUGGAUGCAGAAGAGACCCUGAAAAUUGCACAAAAGAAGAAUAAAGAGUUGGAAACACAGGCUGAGGAGCUGAAAAAGCAAGUGGAACAGGCCAAAGCUGCUAAAAUGGCAGAAGAUGCUUUUCAGAUUGUGGAGCAAGUGACCAAAGAGAAGGAUGCCCUUCACAAAGAAAAGAUUGAAACUUUGGCCUCUUUGGAGAACUCUAGACAGACAAAUGAGAAGCUGCAGAGUGAAUUGGACACGCUUAAACAAAACAACUUGAAAAAUGAAGAGGAGCUUAAUAAAUCAAAAGAACUUCUAAAUUUAGAGAACAAGAAAAUGGAAGAAUUUAGAAAAGAAUUCGAAGCGCUGAAGCUGGCAGCUGCUCAGAAGUCCCAGCAGCUUGCAGCUUUGCAAGAGGAGAACGUGAAACUUGCCGAGGCGCUGGGCAGGAGCAGGGACGAAGUCACGAGUCAUCAGAAGCUGGAAGAGGAGAGAUCGGUACUCAAUAACCAGUUAUUAGAGAUGAAAAAGAGCUUGCCCAGUAACACUUUAAGAUGAGGAUCUGACCAAAAAGUGGAAACAUUGGCUUAAUAACAACUUCCUGAGCAUGAGACAAGUUGCUGGGGUCCCACCUGCCCUUCUACAGCUGCGUGAAGAGCAGAGAGAAACCUGGGCGAACUCUCAGGUAUGGGAGAGCUUGUGAGCAGCAACUUUGAUGCUUUAAUGCUCGUACUUUAAUGCUUUCCCGGUCUUAAAAGCACAGAGUUGCAGCUCUGUGGACUGGAAAGGGCAGCUGCGCUUGUCAGCAGCCUUCUUCCCCAGCAUCUGAUACGUUGGAGGGACGUUUGUCCCACCCGUGUUUUCUCUUGCACGCCUCUGAGCUUUUGACCCAAAUCAGCAAAGCAUUUUAAAAUGUGGGUUAGGCUCGAACAUGGAAGUGUUCCUGCUGAAGAAAACAGAUUGCUCUAAUGUUUUUAGUGCUCUGUUGAAUCAGGGUUGGCAAAGGAUAAUGAGGAGGUCGAUUAAACGUUGUUGCCCUUUUUGUUAACAGGAGUAUAAGCUUGUUUUUGAAGGCGAGAUUGUGCAGUCUGCAGUUCAUUGUGUUUCUGUUUAUAUUAAUUCUCUCAUUGUAAAAAUAUACCAAAAACAAAACCAACCUUUUGAUUCUUGUGCGGUGGCCGCACCAACGUUUCUAAACCCCAGAUUCUCCACUUGCUGCUUCCGUUCCCGAGUAUAAUCUUAACAAUGAAAGAAUUACAUUAAUUGUGCUCUCGUUGUCGAGUUGCCUAUUUAUCUUGAGUCACUGAGAUUAUUUCAUGGUCUGGGUAUCGUGGCUCUCACUAACUGUAGAUACCAUGGUUAUGAAAACUUUACAGUUUGGGCCUAUCAGCUAUCCCCUACUUACUGUGCACAAUGUCACACACAAGGACAUGUUCUGCCCCUUGAACAGUCCUAAGAGAUUGUAGUGUUUAGUUACUUGGAUGAAAUCACUAUGCCAUUUGGUCUCUUUGAAGUAUUGGCUACUUCACACUCUGUAUUUUGUACUGAAUACACAUUCUGAUAGGUUAGUUCGCCAGCCCUGAAAACUAGUAAGAAGAAAAAGCAGCUAACUUCAGCAGUGAGCCUGAUUUUUCUAAACUGAGAUGCGUGAAAUUGCACAGAAAACGGACUUCAUCUUCAGAAGCUUAGUUGCACCCUAGAUAAGUAAGCAGAUUUUGCAGUGGCAAUAAAUGCUUUUCAAAAGGACAGAAGUCUUUCAGCUUGUAAGGAACUAUAGCAGUAGCCCUGGCAUCAGGGGACAAUUAUUCAUGUGUGCGUGUAUUUUGUGACCCAUCGGGAAGACUUGUUAGUAUUAGUGUGAGAAUGCCAUAGCCUGCAGUUCAGCAAUGCCCUCUCAGCUACCCCACAGCAAGGGGGCCGGAUCUCUCCCGUACUUAAGUAUUGCUAAUGCAAUCAAAUGACAUCUAGGCUGUUGAAAGCCCUUGUUCCCGUCGCUACCUUAAAUGGGGUGGUGCUGAGUCUGUUCCAGUCUGGGGUUAACUGUAACUGUGGUGCCGACAGGGUACGGUUUCACAUCACCUGUUAACUCUUUGGAUUACUUUUGAAAGCAUUAGUUCAUGAAUACAAAAAGCAUCAAAUGCUUUUCAGUUAUUCUGAUGCUGGGUAUAUGGUAGCCACGAUGCUCUAAGGACACCAUCAGAACAGUAAUUCUAGGUAGAAGUCAUAGCUCUUAUUAGAUCAACUGAAAAAGUUAGGAAAACAGACAAAAUUGUACGUAGGGAGUGUUUAUGCCUGCUUUGGGGGUUUUCUUUUUAGAGCUGCCUUUCAGGAAGUAAAACGUUACAACUAGUUUUCUGCUGAAACAGUAGCUGUUAAAGGCCCAGAAGUUCUCAAAGUAUGCAUCUCUGGCAAUCAUGAUGUUAUUGAAAUUAGUGAGGACCAGCUGAUAUUUCCAGUAUCAUCAAUGCUUUGCAUGACAACUUGUAUAAUGAGCUUUGCAUGUAUGUUUUGUUGCUUGUUAAUAAUUUUCAAGAAGUAACAAAACUCUGAAGUUAGGUUUUGUGGAACAUUCUGUGAGAAAUGUUUGUUUAUCCUAUAUCUUCCCAGUUUAUUAACUUGUUUGUUUAAAUUCAAAUGGAUACGAUGAUAUGCAGAUUCUGGCAUGUACUACGUAGGUAAACUUUUUGCUUUGUUUCCGCAGUUGUAAAAUCUGAAAUGUGUAUACAUAUAAACAAAUCUCAGUCGCAUACAGAAUUGAAGUUUGUUUUUAAGAACCACUUUUUACAGUAGUCUUAAUAUUUGGAUUAAAAUUAUUUGGGCAACAACAAUAAACUCUUCUUUAG